Messenger RNA from Stegodyphus dumicola, 1817 nucleotides. Its product is annotated as tripartite motif-containing protein 2-like. Gene Ontology annotation, molecular function: zinc ion binding; protein binding; ubiquitin protein ligase activity. Gene Ontology annotation, biological process: protein polyubiquitination; proteasome-mediated ubiquitin-dependent protein catabolic process. The record is from RefSeq and is a predicted model, not a curated record. NCBI's taxonomy places the organism in Eukaryota, Metazoa, Arthropoda, Arachnida, Araneae, Eresidae.
UUCCACAACGUAAAACGUGAAGUAAAAGCUGCUCGCUUUCUAUUUGUACUUUCACUGGGGUAAUGUGACUUUUAACUUCGCUGAUAUUGUAAUCAACUCGUCUGCAAAGAUGAUGCUCGCUACUUAUUUCCAAAAGCUUGGGGACUGUUACCCACACCAAACAGGUGUAGGAGGUUACUGCGACUUUAUUCUUGACCACUGGUCUUACAAGCAAACAAUGGCAGAAGAAGACACAGAGAGCCUGGUUUCUUCACGAGAUAGCGGGGAAGCCCAGUUCCUCAACUGCGGUAUCUGCAUGGGAAGAUUCGUGAAUCCUAAGAUGCUUCCAUGCCUGCAUACAUUCUGUGAACGCUGUCUUCUGCAGUAUAUACCUCCAGAGAGCUUGACAUUAUCGUGUCCCCUUUGCCGUCAGCAAUCAAUUUUACCAAAGCAAGGCGUUUCGGGGCUUCAGAAUAAUUUCCUUAUAAGCAAUUUGAUGGAUGUUCUGGAACAGACAUCGGUUUGCGGAAACUGCCAAUUCAAAUCUAGGACCGGCAUCUCUAAGUGUUUGGAAUGCAAUAAUUAUCUGUGUCAACGCUGUUCAUCUAAGCACCAAGAAGAUCCCAAUUCUACAUUGCACACACUUGUACCACUUGGAGAUAAUUGUUUGUUCAGCGAGGACAAUAACGUGAUAGGAAAUCUUACAGGAAGCCAACAGAAAGGUGAAAAAAAGAAAGACUUAUUGACAUGUCCGAAGCACGUUAAUCAAUCGCUUCGCUUUUAUUGCAAGGAAUGCGAAACAGCCAUUUGUGUAACAUGCACUGAUAUUGAACACGCAGGGCAUAUGACAGCUCGUCUCACCGAUGCAGUUAAAGAUGAAAAAAGCAACUUGCGGGAGCUUUUAAAAAAAGCAUAUGAUCAUGUACCUACAUUAAAAGAAGCCAUAGAAUCGGUAAACAAUGUUACUUUUUCUUUAGCCAGCAGGCACGCUAAGAAUACUCAGAUGAUUAUUGAUUGUUUCGAUUCUUUAGAAAAAGCUGUUCAACAAAGAAAAAAUGAACUAAUUAAAGAACUCGAUCAAAUUGCAUCCAAAAAACGCCAUGUGCUCGAAGAACAAAAGAAUGUACUAGACAUGUGUUUAUCAAAUAUACUCGCCAGUUCAGAAUUUACUGAAAAUGCUUUAAGUUAUGGCAGUGAAACAGAGGUUAUAUUAGUUACGAAACAAAUGGCAGAAAAGCUAGAAGACUUUGCAGAUAUGCGAAUUCAGAAAAUGCCAGAAGAAAAUGAUUUUUUGAUCUUUAGAUCUGAAGGCUUUGAUUCAGCGAAGAUAGCUAUUUUAAAUGUAGGUAAUGUUGUAACAACAAAUGCUGUGGCGCAUCAAUGCACAGCUGCCGGUGAAGGACUAAAGCUCUGUGGAGUUAACAAACAAACUUUGGUUGUCAUAACAGCUAAAGAUCGCAGGAAUGACAUAGUGCGAGGAGCUGGGGAUGUUUUCGAAGCGGAACUAACAUCACCAGAGUUAUCAUUUUCUUGCAAGCCCAAAAUAGUGGACCAAAAAAAUGGCAGUUAUGAUAUGCAUUACACCGUUCCAAAAGAAGGCACAUACCAGCUUAGCAUCAUGUUCCUAGGACAGCACAUACAUGGAAGUCCCUUUUUAGUAAAAUCGUAUAUAGAAGAAGAAUCUUCGUCCAGUGAUCGGCCAGUUAGUUCAAAAAUUCCACGAACAACUGGAGUCAGGCAGAGAACUAGCAAAUCCUCUUCCAGUAACCGCUCCAGUGGCUCAAGGCUUAGAAGUAAUGCUAUUGAAGAUGACUUAAUACUGAAAGUAGGAAACAGAG